AUGGAAAUCCCCACUAUAAAUUAAUUAGAUUUAAGUAUUGAUUAAUAGCAUAUAAAUUAAAGUCAGCCUUAGAGUAAUAAAAAUUUAAGAGUAAAACAUAGUAAUGUGAGCAUAGGUUCUAUUUUAUUUAAGUAAUUUAAUAUCUGCAGCAUAACAUUUCCAUUGUCUAUAGUACUUCUGUUAUACUUUUGGAUUUUAUUUAUCUAUUAAUAAGUGAGUGAUAAAUUAUUGAGUUGUGUUCUAUAUGAUUGUGGGGCUAAGUUUCGGCCAGAUAUUUUACAUAGAAGUUAAUUUUAUAGAAUGUUAAUCUCAAUCCCUUAAUUCGGAGGAAUCAGUCAUAUGAUUAUAGGUUUCAUAACAAUUUAAAUGUAUGGAUAUAUCUCUGAAUAUAAAUAUGGAAAAUGGAAAUAUAGUCUAAUACUCUUUUUAUCAGGCUACUCUAGUAAUUUAUUAAGCUCUUUAGUUUAUCCUUAUAAUUUAACUGUAGGAGGUUAUGGGAUUGUAUUUGGAACUAUUGUACUCUAUGGCUUUAUUAUUAUUUAAUAGAAAUAAAUGGGAUAAUACAAGAAGUUAAUAAUAGGGAUAUAUUUUUUAGUAUUUUGCAUUAAUUUUAUUCCCAUUAUAUCUACAAAUCAAAUAGAUAUUGCAUGCAUUUUUGGAGGCAUUCUCUCAACUCUAUUUAUGGGAAUCUAUUUUUAAACUUUUUCAUUUAAUCGAGGAAACUAUAUAUCAUAUGGAGCUUUGUUAUUAGAAUUAAUUUAUUUAAUCACUGGUACAAUCUUGAUUUUAAUAAUGGAAGUUGAUGAUAUACAAAUAAGUAGGUUUUGUUGA
Molecule: messenger RNA, 831 nt
Organism: Paramecium sonneborni
Lineage: Eukaryota; Ciliophora; Oligohymenophorea; Peniculida; Parameciidae
Source: the annotation of a GenBank genome assembly